UCAUAUUGUCAACAAACAACACAUCGCUGGCAAACACAGUCAACCACUGCAAUUCAUUGGUGCGGGGUGCGGAAAAACGCCCACACAAAACAUCGGGGCAGUGAAAAUGGCCAACAUUUCCAUGCAGGACAUCGAGGCGGUCGACGACUACUGGGGGCCAACGUUUCGCACCAUCCUCGAGGGCAACUCGCAGGACCAAAUCUCCGAGCAGCUGGAGUCGCGCAUCCGCUCCCACGACAAAGACAUCGAGCGUAUCUGCAACCUGUACUAUCAGGGCUUUAUCGAUUCGAUCCGCGAGCUGCUGCUGGUGAAAUCGCAAGCCCAGGGCCUAAACCAGGAGGUGCUCGGGCUGAACGAUGGCCUUGGCAAAGCGUCCGCCGGCGUAAUUGCGAAGGGCAACGAGUUGGUGAAGGCACGCAAGGUCGAGGGCAACAUAGCGGGUGCGAUCGAGGGCCUGUCGAGCUGUCUGCCGGUGCUGGAGUGUUACAGCAAGCUGCUGAAGCAGGUGCGCGAGAAGCGCUACUAUCCGGCGCUGAAAACGCUCGAGGUGCUCGAGAGCGAGUAUCUGCCGAAGGUGGCGGGGUACCGCUUUUCGCAGCAGAUGCGCGACACCAUACCGAAGCUGAAGGAAAACAUCAAGAAGUCGUCGGAGGAAGAUUUCCGCGAGUUUCUGGAGAAUAUACGCAAAUUUUCGCCCAAAAUCGGCGAGAUUGCAAUGAAACACACGAAGGAGCUGCAGAAGCGCGACCUGGAAACGAUCAUCGCGGAGUACAAGGCGCUGCAGGCGGAGCAGGGUGGAUUCCCGGCCGGGUCGGGGGACUUUGGGGACGACGAUGAGGACGUGAGUGCGCAGGAUUUGAUCGACUUUUCGCCCAUCUAUCGCUGUCUGCACAUCUACACGGUGCUGAACGAUAAGGAGUACUUCGAGAAGGACUACCGGCAGCAGCGGCGGGAUCAGGCGAAGCUGGUGCUGCAGGCGCCCCAAACCAUGCAUGACAAUCUGGAGGCGUACAAAACGUACAUCUACUCGAUCGUGGGCUUCUUUGUGGUGGAGGAUCACGUGAUGAAUACGGGCGGCGACAUCGUGACACAAACGUACCUGGACGAUCUGUGGUCGUCGUCGUUGUCGCGUGCGGUGAACGUGCUGAGCAUGUCGUCGUCGUCCUGCACCGAUCCGAACGUGCUGCUGCGCAUCAAAAACCUGAUUAUGCUGAGCAUUACGACGCUCAAGAACUACGGCUACACGGUGACGCAGCUGUGGGAUCUGCUGCUCGAGAUGCGCGACCACUACAACGAGGUGUUGCUGCAGCGCUGGGUGAACGAGUUCCGCGACAUACUGGACCGGAGCGACUUUCUGCCUCUGGAGGCGCACAGCCAGGAGGAGUACGAUGCGGUGCUGGAGCGGUUCCCGUUCCACUCGGAGCAGCUGGAGGCGCAACCGUUCCCGAAAAAGUUCCCCUUCUCGCGCAUGGUCCCGGAGGUGUACCAUCAGGCGAUGGAGUUUAUGUACGCGUGCAUGAAAUUCUCCGAAGAGCUGACGCUGUCACCGAACGAAAUCGCGGCGAUGGUGCGCAAGGCGGCCAAUUUGCUGCUGACGCGCAGCUUUAGCGGGUGUCUGUCGGCGGUUUUCCGCAGUCCCAGUCUGGCGUUGAUGCAGGUCAUUCAGAUCAUCAUUGACACGCAGUAUCUGGAGAAGGCGGGUCCGUUCCUGGAUUCGUUCGUGUGCAAAAUGACGGGCACGGUGCAGAGCGUUACGCAGACACCGUCGGCCAUGUUCCACGUGGCCCGGUCGGAGGCGGAGCAGCAGGUAUCGACCAAGCUGUGCUGCAAGCUGGACGAGUUCUUCGAGGAGCUGGAAAACUAUGACUGGGUGCUGCCGGAAUCGUACGGCCACGCGUCACCGUUCGUGACGGAUAUGGUGGCGUUCCUGCAGAGCACCUUCCAAAGCUUCUCGUACAUCCUGCCCGGGGUGGCGCAGGCCGCGUGCAAGAAGGCGUGCGAGCACAUUGCCACCACCAUCUCGAAGCUGAUCCUGUCCGAGGAUAUACGGCAAAUUUCGGGCGGUGCGCUCGACCAGAUCAAUCUCGAUCUGAUGCAGUUCGAGCUGUUCGCGUCGUCCGAUCCGGUGCCGGGGUUGCGCGAGGGCGAUCUGUCCAAGUACUUUGCGGAGAUCAGGCAGCUGCUCGAUCUGCUCAUCUCGGAGGAUUGGAGUGCGUAUUUGCACGAUUUUGGGAAGGAUGAGAACCGGUACUCGCUGGUGCAUCCGUCCACGAUCAUUGUGGUGCUGGAGAAGCUGCGCGAGGCGGACAAGAAGUCGAUGCUGUCGCUGAUGAAGUCCAAAUCAGAGCGGGACAAGAAGAAGCUGCUGGAGACGGUGCUGCGGCAGCUGAAGCAGCUGGCGGAACGGCAGAGCUAAGAUUGUGGAGCGAGUAAAUGCAUUCGAUGCUCUAACGAACAAAUAUUUGCUAAAUUGUACUGAAAUACUGAUAUGUUAUAAUUAAUAAAGCGUUAAGUUCUUUAAUCCACAA
Anopheles arabiensis is the source of this 2528-nucleotide messenger RNA. It is a transcript of the gene Sec15, whose product is annotated as exocyst complex component 6. The record is from RefSeq and is a predicted model, not a curated record. Gene Ontology annotation, cellular component: exocyst; membrane. NCBI's taxonomy places the organism in Eukaryota, Metazoa, Arthropoda, Insecta, Diptera, Culicidae. Gene Ontology annotation, biological process: exocytosis; Golgi to plasma membrane transport; intracellular protein transport. The transcript has a single exon. The coding region runs from base 107 to 2416 and encodes 769 amino acids.